AGGAUUGUAGUUCCGUAGAAGAAGAAGCUAUCGGUGCCGUAGGCUCUGGUUCCUUCUCUAGCCGGUCAACAUGGUUCAACUUGUUGGUUCCCUUCGUAAAGAGCUCUCUGACACCCUUUCCACUUGCAAGGUGCUGGUAGUCGGAGCGGGGGGGAUCGGCUGCGAGCUGCUGAAGAACCUCGUCCUCACCGGCUUCAAAAACAUCGAAUUGAUCGACUUGGACACUAUUGAUGUCAGCAACCUGAACCGCCAGUUCCUCUUUCAGAAGAAGCAUGUCGGCAAGUCCAAAGCCCAGGUGGCCAAGGAGAGCGCCCUGCAGUUCUGUCCCACGGUGAACAUCACUGCCUACCAUGACAGCAUCACAAACCCGGAGUACAAUGUGGAGUUCUUCAGAAAGUUCAUGUUGGUGAUGAACGCACUGGAUAACAGAGCGGCCCGUAACCACGUGAACAGGAUGUGUUUGGCAGCAGACAUCCCUCUGAUAGAGAGCGGCUCGGCCGGAUACCUCGGGCAGGUCACCGUCAUCAAGAAGGGACUGACCGAGUGCUACGAGUGUCAACCGAAGCCCGCCCAAAAGACAUUCCCGGGGUGCACCAUCCGCAACACGCCGUCCGAGCCCAUCCACUGCAUUGUGUGGGCCAAGUACCUCUUCAAUCAGCUUUUUGGGGAAGAGGACGCUGAUCAAGAGGUGUCCCCCGACACAGCGGACCCAGAGGCUUCAUGGAAUCCCGAAGACACGGCGACCCGCGCCACGGCCUCCGAAAAGGACGGGGACAUCAAGCGAGUCUCCACCAAGGAAUGGGCCCGCUCCACGGGAUACGACGCCGCCAAACUCUUCAACAAGCUUUUCAAAGACGACAUCAUGUACCUGCUGACCAUGGACAAGCUGUGGAAGACGAGGAAAGCUCCCACACCUCUGGACUGGCAACAGCUGGAGAACAGUGCGCGUCCCCAGGAGGUGUCUGCUGGCUCGGGUCUGAAGGACCAGCAGGUUCUGGGUGUUUGGGGCCUCUGCCAGCUGUUCCAGCGCAGCGUGGAGACCCUCCGCUCCCAGCUGCAGGAGAAGGGAGAAGGAUCCGAGCUGGUGUGGGACAAGGAUGACCCCCCCGCACUGGACUUUGUCACUGCCGCAGCCAACCUACGGAUGCACAUCUUCAGCAUGAACAUGAAGAGUCCAUUCGAUGUGAAGUCCAUGGCGGGUAACAUCAUUCCAGCUAUUGCUACGACCAACGCGGUCAUCGCCGGCCUCAUCGUGCUGGAGGGUCUGAAGGUCCUGUCGGGGGAGCUGGAAUCCUGUCGCAUGAUCUUCCUGAACAAGUGUCCCAACCUCAGGAAGAAGCUGCUGAUCCCGUGCGUCCUGGAUCCGCCCAGCGCCAGCUGCUACGUCUGCGCCAGCAAACCCGAAGUCACCGUCAAGCUCAACGUCCACAAAACCACGGUGCUCGCUCUGCAGGACAGGAUCCUGAAGGAGAGGUUCGGCAUGGUGGCUCCAGAUGUUCAGAUUGAGGAUGGAAAAGGGACCAUCCUCAUCUCCUCGGAGGAGGGGGAGACAGAAACCAACAACAGCAAAAUUCUAGCUGAUUUCGGAAUCCGCAAUGGCAGCCGCCUCCAGGUCGACGACUUCCUCCAAGACUACGCGCUGCUCGUCAACGUCCUGCACACUGAGGAGCUGGAGCGCGAUGUGGAGUUCGAGGUUGUAGGCGAGGCCCCGGACAAAGCUCCGCCCCCUCAGAGUACCCAGGAAGAGGUCAAAAGCAUCACCAACGGCAACAAGGACUCCGCCCAGCCAUCCACCUCUUUUAAAGCUCCAGCAGAGGAUGAUGACGUCAUGAUUGUUGACUCUGGUGAGGAAGAGGAGGCGGAGGAAGGGGCGUCAUCCAGUUCAGCAGCAGCAACAAGUGGCACCAAGAGGAAGCACUCCGACGCAGAAACCGGAGAGACCUCCACCAAGCGCCUGCGGACAGACCAAUCGAGGGCGGCUGCUGCUGCCGCCGAUGAUGACGACGACGACAAUGAUGACAUCAUUGCACUGGACUAACAACCCACCCCCGUCCCCCCUGCCCGCCCCCCUCCCUUUGUUCCCCUGGAGGACUGAGGCGUCUUUGAAGGCUUUUCACAUUUGAGUCCAGACUGACAGCAAGUUUGAAUAAGACACCUCUUUUAUGUACAACAGUUACCUGCCCUGAUUUGCUCUCCUCACUUCCUCCCCACCCAGCUGUGUUUGUGCUUACUUACCCCUCCGCACCCCCCACAUUGCUCUGAGAUGAUGCUGUAAAUAGGUUCUACAUUUUAAAACUUUUUGAAAAAAUCUGCCUGGUUUCUGGUUCCUACAAAAAACCUCUUGGUGGUUUGAAAAAGUUUUUGUUUUGUUUUUUUGUAUUUUUUUAUAAACGUAAUGUAUAUCUCAUGCUACUACACAAGUGAGGGGGUUUUGUGGUCAGGUAAAAUUUACAAGAUGUAAAGAAAGUGUUUCAUGGGUUGUCAUAUUGAUAUCUGUUUUGUGGGGGAGGGGCAGCUGUGGUGCAACGGACUGGCCAAGGAGUCUAAAGCCAAGCUCAAAACCAGCGCGACUUGGCUGUGGGGGGUGUUAAUGUCCCCGUUUGGCCACAUUGUGCACAUAUCAUGGCGGGUGGGGGGCGGGCGGCAUUAGUUUGCAACUUUUCCAAAACAAGUUUUGAUUGCAAAUUCCUAGCAACGGCCUGCAGGUUAUCCUCGGGGCUCUGGCUGAGAAACAGCGGCCCACAUCCAUGCCUGCAGUAUUUUAACGUUAAAAAAUGUUGGGCCUUCUUUUUCACACCAGAGGGACACAAAGCGUGGCCGCUGACCCCCUGCAGUCUUCUCCCGUGUCCCUGUGUCCUCAGUUUCAUAAUUUGUUGCGAUCUGAUUUGUUACUCUGCUGAGAAACCUUUUGGACACAGACAAUAAACUCAACAAAGA
Pungitius pungitius (ninespine stickleback) is the source of this 2937-nucleotide messenger RNA. It is a transcript of the gene uba2, whose product is annotated as ubiquitin-like modifier activating enzyme 2. Gene Ontology annotation, biological process: protein sumoylation. Gene Ontology annotation, molecular function: SUMO activating enzyme activity. NCBI's taxonomy places the organism in Eukaryota, Metazoa, Chordata, Actinopteri, Perciformes, Gasterosteidae. The transcript has 17 exons. Gene Ontology annotation, cellular component: cytoplasm; SUMO activating enzyme complex. The coding region runs from base 71 to 2038 and encodes 655 amino acids. The record is from RefSeq and is a predicted model, not a curated record.